AUGAUGUGAAAAUAAAGUACAGGCCGAUCAGACAUUAGUUAAAAUCCGACCUUAAGAAAAGGAAAUGGAGGCCCGUGCCAUUUUGGAGACAGGUGUGAUUACUGCUGGGUGCAUUUCACUUGGAACGUACCUACAGGAUACGGCCAAUGAGGGCUUUCAGUUCCACAGUCUAGGAUUUCUUGGCUGUUCCUAUAUUCUUGUCCUGUUACAUCAACUGGUGCCCCAAUUUAAUCCUGACCUGAAGCGAACAGAUGAAUCGAGAAGAUUAUACAGAACCAAAGCAGACCCAGGAAUCUGGUGCUGUGCCUUAUUGCCUUUGGCAUACAUUGGCUAUGGUAUCAAAGCAGGUAAUUUGCCAGUGCUGGAGACUAGCUUUCUCCUGUUUACCAUACCUCUAAGUCUGGUACACUACAAUGCCUCAAAUCUUACCCAGAUGACAGGUGCCCUCCAAUUACUAUGGCUGCGAUCUCAUCUCAUACAGCAAGAUGUGUUGAGUCUGUGUUUAUUUGGAGCAAUCUGCAUCUUGUUCUUCAUGCUCCUGUCAAAGAUUCCAGAGUUGUUUCCGAAGUCAUUCACAGAAGGGGAGGUAACUCUGGUACUACAACUUGUUCUUUUGGUUAUGCUCUCCCUUACGUUGGGUGUUGUAAAGGGAGAGGUUGACAUACAGGAUGAUCUACUUCCUGGUCAGAAGCUAGCUGUGGUGGCCUUUGAAGGAGUGUUAUUUGGCACAGUCAAGUUUUGGAUUGCCAGACAGUUAACCAAUGGACGAUCCACACCCUUAUUUUACCUGAUGUUUUGUACAACAGCUUUGACAGUUGUGCUGCCUCUCCUGUUUCAGGCAUUUGGGUCAAGCAUGUUGACCAAUGUCCUGGAGUUCAUUUUAAAAACUCCAACAAGGAAAAAGCUCCUGAUUCUGUGGACCAUCCUCAUAGGGUUCAGUGUUCUGACUGUUUAUCUGAGGAACACCUACAGUGGACAGGCAUCGUCAAAUCAGCGUAAAAUAUUCCAUCUUGUGAUGUUAUCAGUCUAUAUACCUGGGCUGGUGAUGGACCCAGUCUUCCUGUGGACAUCCUCAGUCAUAGCUCUAGGGGUCAUGGUCAUUCUAGAGGUGAUGCGAAUGAAUCAUAUAUGGCCUCUCGGAACAACUUUAAAAAAGAACUACAAACUGUUUGUUGAUAGUCAAGAUCAAGGGGAGAUAAUUCUGACACCAUUGUAUCUACUGCUUGGAAUGUUUUUGCCAAUGUGGAUAGUUCCAAUGGACAAAUUGAAUAGUUCUGACUUAAGAUUGUAUGCAGGAGUUCUCUCCCUUGGAGUAGGGGAUACAAUGGCAUCAUUAGGAGGCACCUAUUUUGGAAAACACCAGUGGCUAGGGAGUAAGAAAACCAUUGAGGGUACCAUGUUUGCUGUAAUCUCACAGCUAGCUGCUCUAUACGGUCUUUCCAAAUUAGGUGUUGUUGUGGUGCUUUGGCAGAGUAUCCAAGCUGUAAUUUUGACCUCACUCCUUGAGGCCCUCACUAGUCAAAUUGACAAUCUUGUGCUUCCCCUUUAUAUGUUCUGCCUUCUCUCCAUCCUUCCCUCAUAGCACUAAAGAUAGAUGUCUUAUGGGAGAGAAGUUGGCCUACUAUAAGGAGAGCUGUUUCUGGAUAUGCAGUGUGAUUGAUAUAUCUUACAAUGUAUAAAGUAGACUCAGCUGUAUUGAAGUGGACAUUUGUAUCAGUGUAAAUGAGAUAACAUAGAAACGGAGGAUCUCAACCUGAGGUUAAAGAUUCUUAAGUGCCAAACAUGAGGUUUGCCUAUUAUAUAUGUAAUGUCAUUUUCUUAAACAAUGCAUACUUAAACUGUCUUCUCUUUGGAAAAUCAAGACUUGUUUAUCACAGAUUUUGGAGAAAGUGUGGAUACACCUGUCCCGGGUUAGAGAAACAUGACUGUAUAAUUACCAUCUUCUCAUAUCUCUUUAUUUGUUAGUUAAUAGAUUUUAUAAUACUACAUACAUCAACAUUUCAAGAACAAAUCAUCACAACUGUAGAAGAACAACAAUAGAACUGGCCAAUAGACCACAGUUCUCUUUGUGGGCUUUUAUUGAAAGAAAAUAAAAAUAAACCAGACCACAUUAAAGUGACUUUCAUAUAUGCAUCACAGCCAGUAAGCUCUUUUGUACAUUAAAUUGAUCUUGGACUGAAUCCAGUCAACCAUCGCAUAAAUAAAAAAAAUCCAAGGAUGCCUAUAGGAUAUGUGUGGAUUCAUUACAAUGCGUGUUAGGUGUGGACUUGAGACUGGAUGGAUAUGGGAAUAUGUAAUGCAGCUUGGUGGACAGGUGAUCAUGGCAUACCCUACACUAUCAUGAAAUGCUUUAUAAACAUAAUUGGUUCAAAUUGCAUUUUGACUUCUUACUGUAAAGACACAUUGAGUGUAGGAAAAUUUGAAAGUGUCGUAAUGAAAACAUAUGUGAUUAUCUUUACCGUUUAAAGCAUUGGUAACAUAAAGUCUAGUCUCAAAAUUUAUCUUAGUUUUAUGUCUUGUUAUUAUUUGUGUAAAAUUUAAAAUACCAAGAAUGAAGAUUCCAAAGUUUAUCAAACAGGGACCAUCCACAGAGAUAAUUAUAUUGUACAUGUUAU
This is a messenger RNA of Ylistrum balloti, 2615 nucleotides long. RefSeq names its product dolichol kinase-like. Gene Ontology annotation, molecular function: dolichol kinase activity. The record is from RefSeq and is a predicted model, not a curated record. The transcript has 12 exons. Gene Ontology annotation, cellular component: endoplasmic reticulum membrane. Gene Ontology annotation, biological process: dolichyl monophosphate biosynthetic process. Lineage: Eukaryota; Metazoa; Mollusca; Bivalvia; Pectinida; Pectinidae. The coding region runs from base 65 to 1582 and encodes 505 amino acids.